Molecule: messenger RNA, 2139 nt
Organism: Enterospora canceri
Lineage: Eukaryota; Fungi; Microsporidia; Enterocytozoonidae
Source: the annotation of a GenBank genome assembly
AUGUCUACGAAAAUACCGAAUGUGACUACACUUGGAAUAGACCUUGGAACCACGAUGUCCUGCAUGGCUGGGAUGGUGCACGGUGAGCUCCAGAUCAUCGACAACUCCGAUGGUGAGCGAAUCACGCCCUCGAUAGUCUGCUUCCCAAAGGACAGCAAGACUGGCAAGGUGAGCGUAGGAAGCAAUGCCAUUCUGGCGGCACAGACGAACCCAGACAACUACGUCUACGAGGCAAAGAGGAUGUUUGGAAAGGGAUACUGGAACAGUGACAUCCAGAAGUCGAUGAAAUACUGGCCAUUCAAAAUCAGGGAGAUCAAGGGCGGAAAGAGCGAGGCAGACAAGACGAAGGUUGAGGACAACAUUGGAAUUGUGGUGAACAUCGACGGAAAGGAGCAGAUCUACGAGCCAAUCCAGAUAUCUGCGUCGGUGCUGAACUACAUGGCCGAGUCAGCACGAACCAGACUGAAUGCAUUUCCAACAUUCAUCGUGAUCACUGUUCCGGCGUACUUCCACGACGGUGCGAAGCAGAGGACGCUGGGUGCGUCACAGAUCGCAUUUGGAAGGAAGAAGGACGAGAAUGGAAACAGCCUCGAGGUGAAGACGGUGCUGCUGGCUGAGCCAACUGCGGCAGCAAUGGCGUACGGGUCGAUGAUGAUCAAGAACAAGCAGGUGAAGCCGAACCAGGACGAGAGGAUUCUCGUCUUCGACCUCGGGGGCGGGACGUACGACGUGUCGAUCUUGGAGUUCUGCUACGACGAGAGCAACCCGGUUGGGGAGGUGAAGGCGACUGAUGGAGACAACUAUCUCGGAGGAGGCGACUUCGACAACAUCAUCGUGAAGAUGGCGAAGGAGGAGUUCGUGAGGAAGUUUGGCCAGGAGACGGUGGACAACUGCGACCCAACUGAGGCAAAGAAGAACGAGAUCAGGCUGAGACAGGAGGCGAUCAAGGUGAAGACGCAGCUGAGUUCGAACACGACGGUGACGUUCAACCUGCCCUGCUACAGGGGCGAAAGAGGAAUCAACUUCGAGCUGAGUCGAUCUCGCUUUGAGAGGGCGUCGAAGCAGCUGUUCGACCGCCUCGAGGAGAAGGUGAAGGGCGUCCUGCUCUCGUACGGCAGAAUCAACUCGGUUUACACCGACAACGGCGUCCUGGACGCGUCGGCCACGAUACGCGCCAACCCGGGGUGCAACACGAACUUGGAUUCGGUGAUCCAGAACAGCAAGAAGGAGAUUGAUAGGGUGAUUAUGGUCGGAGGCAGCUCGAGAAUACCAAAAGUGAGCCAGACACUGAUGAGGAUGUUUGGGGAGACCGAGACUACGCCUACGGCGCAGAAGAAGGUGGUGGCCGUGAUGAAUCCGGACGAGUCAAUUGCGUACGGUGCUGGAUACUACGCAAAUGCGUGCUGCCCAGCAGAGGGAGACCAGGGUGGCCACAUUCUGCUCAUUGACAAAGUGCCAUUGCAUCUGUGCAUAGAGACCCUUGGUGGACAGGCCACGCCGCUGAUUCACGCAAGGACUCCAAUUCCAGCAAAGCAGACGCAGGUGUUUUCGACAGCGGCAGACAACCAGACAGCCGUGACCAUUCGAAUCACGCAGGGAAACAGGGCCAAGUCGUGCGACAACUACAACGUGGGUGAAUUCAACCUCGAUGGAAUUGCACCUGCCAGGAAGGGAGAGCCCAAGAUUGAGGUGAGCGUAGAGGUGGACGAGAACAACCUGCUGAAGGUGACAGCGAGGGACCUGAACACGAAGAACGAGCAGAUGUUCGUCCAGAAUCUGAGCAAGAAUCUGUCUGACGAUGACAUUGAGAGGAUGAAGAAGGUGGCAGAGGAACACGAAGAGGGAGACAGGGUGUUCAGGCAGCGAACAGACGCCAAGAACACCCACGAAGCGUGGUUGUACAUGAUGGAGGAUGCGUGCGAGAAGAGCACUGCCCCAGCAGAUGUUGUUAGUGGAAUCAAGGCCGACAUUGAUCAGGAAAUCAAGUGGCUCAACUCAGAGGAGUUCAUGGGGCUGACAGUGGAGGAGAUCAACAGCCACAUCCAGGAGCAGAAGGACGCAAUCAGCAAGAAGCUGGCAACGCAGGGGGCUGGGGAUGCGCAGCAGCCACAGGGCAAUCCAGACGUGACACCGAUGUGA